AAAAGGGGUUCAUGCAUUAAAUUCACAUCCAACAACACGACACUUGCCAUCAGUCCCUUUUUUCGUCCAUCCGCACGCCCUACUGCCCCCAUGUUGGCAUAGCUCGGUCCCCCAAUCAACAGUCUCCAAGGGGUCUGGUCGGGAUUUGCUCAUGCGCGACGCACCAUGGUCUACUGCGGAAAGCCAAGCCGGGGGUGUGAGAAUUGCAGAAAACAUCAUAAAAAGUGUGAUGAAAAACGCCCUGCUUGCUCAAGGUGCCUGAAGUUGAAGCGGACGUGUCUCGGCUACCGAGACCAAAUAGAUCUCAUAUUCCGCGAUGAGACCAGUCAGGUACAAGCCCGAUCCCGGCAACGGCGUGCAUGCACCGGCACCUCGUCAAACUGUAUCCGGCUCCACACCUCGUCAUGGUCCCAUGCCUUUGCAGAUGUGCUGCAAUUGCCUAUCACAUUGUCACCGUCCAUGGAAGACACAGUAGUAUCCCAUUUCUACCAUACAACGCUCGAGACUAUCUCGGACGAGGAUCCUGUGCAUUUCUUGCACUCACAACUGCCGAGUCUGUACGCGAGAGGAAGUCCAAAGUCUGCGUUACGGCUAGCAACGGAGGCGAUUUCUUAUGCUGCGUCUAGACAGUAUAUACGACAAGGCGCUCUGGUGGCCAGAGAACGAUAUGUCAAGGCUGUCAAAGCAAUACGACAAGCAGUACAGGAUCCAGUAGAAGCGCAGGACCCAGCAGUCUUAUAUGCCAUACUUCUUCUCAGCGGUUUUGAGACUAUGAUUGGGGAUUUAGAAAGCCCCUUGGCAUGGGGUACACACCUCGACGGAGCUGCCGCUGUUGCAAGGAUACAAGUUGCCAGUCAUGGCAACUCGGCCUUGUCACGCGGGAUCUUUGGCUUCAUCCUCAAAGGCACUGUCCUCAUCCAUAUGCAAUCAUGUCAGCCCAUGGGCGAAACCUCUGUAUUGUUUAAUGCGACUGCUACGACUUCGCACCAGAACCCGGAGGGGGCACUCUUCUCCUUGGCGGCCAAGAUACCAAAUCUUCAGCACAAAAGUAGCCACAUUCUCGCGCGAUCUCCAGCAGUCGAGCAAAGUCAUGUCCAACGGCUACUCCAAUGCGCUAGACGCAUAGAUCAGGAUCUACUAGACUGGGCCGAUGCCGUUCGCGAGACCUGGCCCUACAUUGUGGCCGUAGACAUCGAUCAGCUGUCCGACUUGAGCUACACUCCGCGCGAGAUCCACAGGUAUCCGAGCUUCUACACUGCCCGGGUCUGGAAUUGCUAUCGCGUGUCAAGGCUGAUUGUGCAGUCGAUACUCCACCGUGCCAACGUUCGCUUAUCUACGUUCGAGGGGGCAAGCAACAACGCUCACCAUGAAAUCGAGGAAAGCGAAGAACAGAGUAACAUGUUGGUGAAUGAUAUAUGCGCGAGCGUUCCUUUUCUCCUGGGCAACGAUCUAUCAAGGAUGAAGCUUCUGUCCCCAACAAGCAUCGUGGCGGCGAUAGAGGCCAAGAACAGGGAACACGCACCAGCUACUGGGAGAUUCUCGCUCAUCUUGCCCCUUCGCGUCGCGUGCAGCGCUUCAUCAGUACCGAGAGCUCAAAAAGAAUGGAUACAUCUGCAGCUGCAGCUUAUGGCCGAGUGCGGUGAGCCACAGGCGCGUCUUGCUGGUUUAACAGGCAGCCAGAUCCUUCGAGGAGGCUCCGACUCGAUCCGUUUUGACUGCGUAUGAUUGCUCAAAAUACCACGGUGAGAAAAGAGCUCUGAGACGGAAGUGAGACCCCCUCCCUAAUUCAGAAUACCUAUAAUAGUACGCCAUGCCAGUUAUAAUAACGUGAAUAGUUAGUUUAUAUAUCUUACUUAAUAUCCCAAGGGCUACGUAGCACCAUUCCUUUCCUUCUAAAUAAUAGCCUUACAAACUGCUAACAUUGCCUGUCCGAACAACCUGGGAGCCCUAGACACGGAGGGCGUUCAAGCUGUGAAGCCACCGUUUGUCAAACCGUUUG
Molecule: messenger RNA, 1999 nt
Organism: Microdochium trichocladiopsis
Lineage: Eukaryota; Fungi; Ascomycota; Sordariomycetes; Xylariales; Microdochiaceae
Product: C6 zinc finger protein
Exons: 5
Coding region: 166-1725 (519 amino acids)
Biological process (GO): regulation of DNA-templated transcription
Molecular function (GO): DNA-binding transcription factor activity, RNA polymerase II-specific; zinc ion binding
Source: RefSeq, a predicted model, not a curated record